AUGAAGUUCACUUCCGCCCUCGCCAUCAUCAGCUUGGCAGCCCCCGCCGCUCUAGCAUCGCCCGCCCUCCGGGGCGACGGCAGCACCAGGGGAUCCUUCGUCGCACGAGACGGCCAGGGCGCGGCUGACCACGCCAAAGCGGAGGCCAUCGUGGAGGCGCUGCAAAAGGAGUACGGCAGCGACGUGUCAGACUGGGAGGACAACAAAUUCCACACCCGCGACAUGGCCCCCGCAACGGUCCAGCCCCGUGGCUUUAUGACUAACUUCGCCUGCGGUGUGAUCUGCACGAACGAUGGGCUCAAGGUCGAUUCGGACGCGUGGAAAGCGUGCGUUCGGAAGUGCGUUGCUGGUAAGGGCUAA
Anthostomella pinea is the source of this 360-nucleotide messenger RNA. The record is from the annotation of a GenBank genome assembly. Lineage: Eukaryota; Fungi; Ascomycota; Sordariomycetes; Xylariales; Xylariaceae.